Messenger RNA from Astrephomene gubernaculifera, 3482 nucleotides. The record is from the annotation of a GenBank genome assembly. Lineage: Eukaryota; Viridiplantae; Chlorophyta; Chlorophyceae; Chlamydomonadales; Astrephomenaceae.
GUGCAAGGCUUGCUUGCAUUCCUACUUGCAUAUGUAUGUGCGUUAUUAUCGGAGAUAAUUACCUUAUAAAGGAUGCUUUGCUUGUAGUUAUGCGGUUCAUCCAUUACCGAGGCAAACUUCGAGCGCCAGGAAAGUUUGCCGUAUAUGAAAGACGCUAAAGGACAACAUAAUUAGUUACUAGCCUAGCGCGAGCAUGGAGGACGGCUCGGACGCGCUUAAGGAAGGAAUUGCUCCAGACAGCGUCGGGAAUCCAGAGCUUGUGGCCAAUACCUCUAUAGAAGCCGUUGACGCUGGUCCUAACACUGGAAAUGGGUCAGCCGGGGGCGAUGAAGGGUCUGCGAAUGUAGCGAAUGAGGAAGGGAGACUAGAGGGAGCCAGUGAAGCCGGCGACGAUAGCAAUAUGAACGGGCUUGCUUCAGACAAUGGACCCAGCGGGGCCGAGGACGCGGUUGAGGAUGCGAGCACCACCGUCGCUGGGCAUGGAGCCGAACACAGCGGCACAAGAGGGGCGGACGAAAGCGGCACCGCUGGCAGCCCUGGAAACGAGUCGGGCAUCCAAGGUACAUCCGAAGCUCCUGAAACCAGCGGCUUUGCUUACGUUACGGCUGAGGAGGCAGACACGGCAACCAUGGAUGCUGCGCUGGCAUCUGCAGAAGCCGACGUCCCAGCAGCAUUAGCAGGCGUCCCAGCGGCGUUAGCAGAGGCGGGCGUGGAUGAUAGCAGGUCCCCAGGCACCGACAGUGAUGCCCAGCAGGUAGAGGCCUUGACAGGUGGCGUUGCCGCCGAUGAGGAUUCAAGCGCAUUGCCAGCAGAUGUCUCCAGCAGAGGCGUGGACGGGCAGUACGACACAAGUCCUACAGCGGACGCCUCAGCCGCCAUGGAUGCUGCUGACCCUCAGCCGCAACAGCAAGCCGCUGAUGGUGACGGCGACGGCAGCGGCGACUUUCGCCCAGUAGACGCCGGCGAGUAUGACACAGGGUCAGAAGCUUAUCCGUACGGCAGCAGCCGCGGCCCUGACGCUGACGUCGGCGCCGACGGCGACGGCGCCGCCGACUCCGCUCAGCCCAGCAGCGGCCUGGAGGAGGCGAUGUCGGCGGGGGCGAGGAGCUUCCGGUCAAUCUACAGUCUACCGGCGGAACCGAGGGAGACGGAGGGGGAUGGGGCGGGGGGUGUGCUUGGCGAGCGCUCCGCAGGCAGAAGUACGGCAGCAGCUGACGCAGACGCAGAUGACGGCGAUGCGGGUGAGGGCGAGGCUGGCGCUGGUGGUGGUGGUGGUGGUGGUGGAGGAGGUGGUGGGUAUGAGGAGGAGGAGGGCUACACGGGUGAGGCAUUCCAUGAAGACGAAGAUGAGGGCGAUGGCGGCGGUGGAGACGGAGGCGAAGCUGACGGGGAGGCGGCGGCUGCUACCGCGGAGGAGGGCGGUUUCGGAGCCGAAGAUGAGUCUGCGCAGGAUGCAUCACCUGACGCCGCCGCCGAAGAAGAAUACGAGGCUGCACGAGCUGCUGCUGAUCCAGAUCGGGGAGCGUCUCCAGAUCUCCAAGCAGCAGCAGCAGCGGAAGAAGGAGCCGCAGAUGGCGAAGGCGACGGCGACGGCGAUCUCUCGUCCACUCGCUCUCCCCGAGUGUUCACAUACCUCUCACCAGAUUACAACGAGUACGAACGAUCCGAAUCCGAAUCCGCCGCGUCACGGGCCGCUGCCCGCCGUACAGAAUCAACUGCCGCCGCCAGUGCUGCGCCCUCCGCCGCUUACACCACCGGCGGCGGCACCGCGGCCUCUUUUGUACGGCGGCUCAGCGGUGGCAGCGACCGCUCCGCCGCCGCCGCCGGUGCCGCAGCAGCGGCCUCGGAGGGCUCCCAACGCCGCCGUAGUACGGAGGCCUCAUCAUCCUCCCAACGCCGCCCAUCUGACGAAGGCCCCCUCCUCCCGCCGCCGCCCUCCCUGCCCGCCUCCCAACGAGGCUCCAUAUCCUCUACGUCUGGAGCAGCGGCGACGGUGGCGGCGGCUGGCGUCGCCGCCGACGAGCUGUCGUACUCCCGCCGCGGCAGUUCCGCCUCCGCCAGGCGCAGCAGCGGCGUCGGCGUCGGCAGCGGCGGAGCUGCGCCGACGUCACGGCCUGACAGCUCGGACGCGGGUGCCGUACAACGCGCCUCCGGCUCCUUCACCUCCGCUGCAAGUGCCAGUGCACGUCGCGCCUCAGGUGCCGGACAACAACAAGAGUCCUUGACGGUGGUCACGGCGACGGCCGCCGCCGUCGCCGCCGUCGGCUCCCUCGCCAGCAUCCCCGCCGCCAGCACAGCGACGGCGGCGCCGCUGCUGCCGCCGCUGCCGCUGCACUCCGUCGACGCCGCCUCUCUGUACGGCAGCAGCCCACCCGACGUACGGCAACCGCCGCUGUCACAAGCGCCGCCGCCUCUGCCAGCCUCCACGGCGCCGCCAGGGGGCACCACCACGCUGCCUCCGCUGCCCCGAACUGGUCCCACCUCCGUCGCAGGUACCUCCGUCGCCGCCGGUACCGCCACAUCCAUCGUCAGCCCCUCCGCCGCCGCCACCUCCGCUGCCCCGCCGCCUCCGCCGCCGUGUCCUCCCCCCCGCAGCAGCCGUAGCGGCCCUGUGCACCUGCUGCCCACGCAUGUGCAACCCAAGGGCCCGCUGGACGAGUGCGCCACGCAGGCGGCUAGCGAGCACGUGAGGACGGUUUGGUCGACUGGUAACAUCUGCGGCAUUCGCUCCCUGCCCAAUGCGUUAAGCCCAGAUUUUAGGGAGCGGCUCUACUCGGAGCUGCUCAACGCCGCCCAGCGCGAGCGCUCCUCCGCGCCCCCCGGCACUCGGGGGCGGCUGGCGGAUCUGUCGUACGGGCUGCAGGGGGGCCUGCUGGCCAUGCCGCUAAGUGGCAUGGGGCAGAAGCAAGUGGCGAAAGUCAACCCGCUGAGUGGGAUGUUCACACAGUACGAGUACCUGCCUUCCGAGUACGACAGGGCCAAACUGACGGGAAAGUACGACCGACUCAAACACAAGCUGGCGCAGACCUCACCCUCCGAGUUCAUCGUACGGGCCACCCCCCAGGCGCUCCGAGGCGCCCCCGCAUUCACCGAAUUCAACUACGUAAACGACCCCGCCGACGCCUUCUCCUCCACCAUGCACGCGGAUGGCGACCUGGCGAGGUCCAAGUAUUCGAGGACCGCAACGGCAGCGUGGUGGUUUCCUUCGACAAGGCGCGUGCGGUGUGUGAGGGCGACCUGACCUCCUACAUGAACACCCUGGCCAAGCGACACCACCUCAUCUCCGCCUACCACCUGCUCAAAGACGCAACCCAGUGGGGCCUUGUGGACGCCGACACGCAGGCUGUGUUUUUCGUGCUGUGGCCGCCUUGGGUACGACACCGCUACCUGGGGCCGCAUGCGGCGGCGGCGUUUGGGGAGGCUGCGAAUGGGCGGCCGGGCACGAGAGGGAGCAGCAGCAGUGAUGAGGAGGAGGGUGCGGG